UCGUGGAUGCUGAGCAGAGCGCUUUGUUCUCCGCCCCCCCCCCCGUCACGGAGACGACUCUACUCCACGCCGCGCGUGUGCGCGUGUGCGUGCGUGCGUGUUUUUUUAAAUCUUUUUUUUUUCUUCCGCCGCCUCCUGCACAAAAUCUGCAAAAAAAAAGCCCGCAUCGUCUCAUUUGUAUUCCUUCCUCCCAGCAGAGGGCUCGGAAUUAAAGGCCCGCCGGGUCCCUGCAACAGGUCGACGAGGAGCCGGUGCACGUAGAGGCGCUCGCGGAGGAGCGUGAUGUGAAUGAGGCGGACGGAGGAGACGCACGGACCGCAGAGGAGGAGGAGGAGGAGGGGGAGGAGAAGGAGGAGGCGUUAAUGGUUUCGGCUGCAGUCCGCGUGCCAACAUGAUGCCGAUGUUCCUCACCGUGUACCUCAGCAACAACGACCAGCACUUCAGCGAGGUUCCCAUCAUGCCGGAGACGCUGUGCAGAGACGUGGUGGAGCUCUGCAAGGAGCCCGGCGAGGCCGACUGCUACCUGGCCGAGGCGUGGAGAGGCUCAGAACACGUCGUGGGAGAAGGGGAGCGGAUGGUGGAGGUGUUGCAGCGGUGGGGGCAGCAGGGGGGGGAGGUUCGCUACCUCCUGCGUCACCAGAGGGCUCCGGCAAGAGAGUCGGGUGGAUCCAGAGCCGCAGAUCACAUGACAAGGAGGAACCAGGCGAAAGCUUCUGUGGAGAGAUGCCUGGAGAACGGGGUCUCGGAUCCUCGUCUGGACGUGACGCUGAGCGACCUGCAGGACCUGGCGACCCGACAGCAGCAGCAGAUCAACGCGCAGCAGCAGCUGCUGGCCUCCAAGGAGCAGCGUCUGCGCUUCCUGAAGCUGCAGGACCAGCGGCAGCAGGAGCCGUCGGAGGAGGAGCGUCUGCAGCAGCUCAGGGAGAACGCGCACAACCAGGAGGCCAAGCUGAGACGGGUCCGGGCCCUCAGGGGCCAGGUGGAGCAGAAACGACUCAGCAACAGCAAGCUAGUGGAGGAGAUCGAGCAGAUGACCGGUCUGUUCCAGCAGAAGCAGCGAGAGCUGCUGGUCGCCGUGUCCAGGGUGGAGGAGCUGAGCGACCAGCUGGAGGAGCUGAGGAGCAACAGACUGGAGGCUCCUCUUCCUCCUCCUCCUCCGCCCCUCCAUCUUCAACACAACACCUCCUCCGCGGCUGAGCUGGAGCGCCUGUACAAGGAGCUGCAGUUGAGGAACAAGCAGAACCAGGACCAGAGCAGCCGGCUGCAGCAGCAGAGGGACAGCCUGAGCAAGAGGAACCUGGAGGUGGCCUCCAUGGACCGGCGGCUCGUGGAGCUCCGCCAGCGGCUCUGGAAGAAGAAGGCGGCGCUGCAGCAGAAGGAGAACCCGCCGGCGGCCCCAGACGGAGUGGCCCCCCAGCCCGGCGCGGGCUCCCGGGUGGCGGCGGUGGGGCCCUACAUCCAGUCGUCGCCCACCACGAGCUCCCAGGGGCCUCCGGUGCCGGCUCGCCACGAGGUCCUGGUGAAGCCGGCGUACCCGGACGGCACCGCCACGCUGCCGAUGCCCGACUCGUCCCCGAAGCCGCCUCCCAGACCCGUGAAACCCGCCUCAGGUUUUUCCUCAUCAAAAACAAGCAAAAUCUCCGACUGGAGCGGCCCGUUUCCUGAGUCCGGGGGCGGUUGCAGCAACGCCUCCACCCUGCCUCGCAUGUCCGGCCUCGGCCGCCACUGCUCAGACGGCAAGACAGAUAAGAAGGCCCUCUCCGGGUCCGACAUCCCGCCCCCUGUCCCUUCACGGACCAAUCACACCACUGAGAACCUGCCCAGGGACAAUCAGGCUUCCGGUAAAGGUCCCAAGAUGAUGGCGGCGCCGCCUCCGGUCCCCAGUAAGCCCAAAUCCGGCCCGCCGACCUUCUCCAAGCCGCCCUACAGCACCGGGACCUUCCCCGGGAAGGUGCGGCCCGUCGGGGGCCACCUCAAGGCCCCGGGGGCCCUCUCCAGCCACUGCCACACCCUCCCUCUGCCCAGCAAGCAGGAGAGUCCGCCGGCCGCCGCCGUGCGGCCGUACACCCCCGAGCUCUCGGAGGCCCCCCCCGCCGCCGCCGCCGUGCUGCAGAAGCCUCAGCGGGUGGCGGCGUCGUCCAUCUACUCCAUGUACACGCAGCAGGGGAAGGGCUACGUGGGCCAGGGCACGCUGCCCCGCAGCCAGCCCAGAGUGUACGGGAAACCAGUGCUCCCGGCCAGCGGGGGCCCGCAGGGCGCCGCCUCGGACGCCGGCGGCCCCGGGUCUUGCGCGUCAGACGGCGGCGAGGCUGACCCCGGUUGCCGGGGCAACGGCGAAGGCGUCGGGGCAGAGGCGGCGGAGCGAGGCAACCCGCGCCCCCUGAGCCCCACCAAGCUCCUCCCCUUCCUGUCCAACCCCCACAGGAACCCCAGCGACGCCGACCUGGAGGCCCUGCGGCGCCGGCUGCACCACGCGCCGCGGCCCCUGAAGAAACGCAGCUCCAUCACGGAGCCCGAGGGCCCGGCGGGUCCCAACAUCCAGAAGCUGCUCUACCAGAAAACCACGCUGGCUGCCAUGGAAACCAUCCCCAUGGAAACCGUCCCCGCGGAGACGCUCAGCCCGGCGAGGGCGGCGUGCGCCCAGCCUCGCGAGGACGCGGGCACCGGCGGUGCGGAUGUGAUGUUCCGAGCCGGUGACCGCCCGCCGAUGGCCAAGGCCCCGCCCCCUCUGCCCCCCCGCGCACCCGUCCCUGACCCCGCCCCAUGCCGCUCGCUGCCCCCCCCUCUGGAGGUCAGGGAGGAGGAGGAGGUUUGUCCGCCCGCCUCGGGCCGCCUGGACUAUUUCGCCGACGAGUUCCCGCCCUACCCGCCCCCACCUUACCCCACCUGUGAGGAGGCGGAGCAGGGCGAGGACUCGCCCAACCUGCAGCCGCCGGAGGUCACGGGCCAGGUGGCGGUGCCCCCGGGUAAGAGGUCGAUCCUCCGGAAGGCCGACUCGGAGCGGAUCGACCGCAGCAUCCGGGUCAAGUUCAACCCUCUGGCCCUGCUGCUGGACUCGUCUCUGGAGGGCGAGUACGACCUCGUCCAGAGGGUCAUCUACGACGUGGACGACCCGAGCUCGCCCAACGACGAGGGCAUCACGGCGCUGCACAACGCCGUCUGCGCCGGCCACACGGAGAUCGUCAAGUUUCUGGUGCAGUUCGGGGUCAACGCCAACGCCGCCGACAGCGACGGCUGGACGCCGCUCCACUGCGCCGCCUCCUGCAACAACGUCCAGGUCUGCAAGUUCCUGGUGGAGUCGGGGGCGGCGGUGUUCGCCACCACGUACAGCGACAUGCAGACGGCCGCCGACAAGUGUGAGGAGAUGGAGGACGGCUUCGCCCAGUGCUCCCAGUUCCUCUACGGCGUCCAGGAGAAGAUGGGCGUGAUGAACCGCGGCGUGGUCUACGCGCUGUGGGACUACGAGCCGCAGCGGGACGACGAGCUCGGCUUCAGCGAGGGCGACUGCAUGACGGUGCUGCGGCGCGACGACGAGGCGGAGACGGAGUGGUGGUGGGCCAGAUGUGCCGACAGCGAGGGCUACAUCCCCCGCAACCUGCUGGGGCUGUAUCUGAGGAUCAAGCCGCGGCAGAGGAGCCUGGCUUAAGGCCGGUAACCCCCCCCACCCCCACCCCCCCGGACUCCAGCAGGAGAGACGUUUCACCGCUGUUGGACCUGUUUGGUUUUCCGACCUCAGCACAAAGAAUGUCCUCGAGCAGCUCCUUGUCGUUGCCGGGGCGACGGGGGGAGAAAGGAUGCUUCAUCGGAUCAAUCAGUCCGGUUUCUUACUUCCUUUGAGAGCCUCCGACAGAAAGGCCACAAACUAAAUGUGACUCUUGCUUCAUGCUGUAAUUCUUUUUUCUUUUUUAAUGUAUUUUAUUUUUAUUUAAGAGAAUUGCUACAGUUGGCAUAAAGACAGAAAAGACAAAGUCCCACAGUUCGCUUGGUUUAGUCUCUCAUGGAAUCAAAAAAGUUAUUUAAGAAAUCUUUUACUUUGAAAGGGUGUUGACCCCAAAAUCCACAAGUUUUCUUUCCUACUUACAAGAUAAUAACUAAAGUGUUUGAUUUGUAGCCAAUGUGCUCGACUGUCACAGUUUACUCUGAAUACUUUGAUUCUACUCGAUGGAUCUAUUUGUUCUUGAAAAGCACUUCUUUCAGAGCACGAGGCGGUUUGGAUCUGUUUCUUUAUUGUUCUUAUAAAGGUUUAAAAAGUCCCUGUUCUGCUUCAGCACAGAGUUUGUGUCAUGUUUUUUAAAAGAUAAAGAGAAUCUCCAGCAUCAAAUGUUACUAACCUUUCAUCCGUCUUUUUUUGUUGAGGACUUAAAUACAAACUCCUCAAAAUGUUCUUAGUAUUUUUUUUAUAAAUUUGACAUUUUCCAAUAUGAGCCUGAUCAGUUCAAAUUGACUCCAAAGACUCCAAAGAGGAGGCAAGUCGUGUCUUUUUAUUAUUUUUCUUAUUGAUCCAAUUUCCACCUUCUUCUUGUCUUUGUGCUAAGCUAAGCUAAGCUAAGAUAAGCUAAGCUACUUCCUGGACCUCCCUCUCGGUUCCACAGAUAAACAAACUGAUUUCUUCAUCUUUCACUGACAAAGACUGAGAACAACACAAUUAUCUUUCUUUAAAAAAAUAAUAAAAACAGUUCAAACUAA
This is a messenger RNA of Pungitius pungitius (ninespine stickleback), 4686 nucleotides long. RefSeq names its product apoptosis-stimulating of p53 protein 2-like. The coding region runs from base 392 to 3646 and encodes 1084 amino acids. Gene Ontology annotation, cellular component: nucleus. The transcript is spliced from 18 exons. The record is from RefSeq and is a predicted model, not a curated record. Lineage: Eukaryota; Metazoa; Chordata; Actinopteri; Perciformes; Gasterosteidae. Gene Ontology annotation, biological process: regulation of apoptotic process. Gene Ontology annotation, molecular function: p53 binding.